Porites evermanni is the source of this 13893-nucleotide messenger RNA. The record is from the annotation of a GenBank genome assembly. NCBI's taxonomy places the organism in Eukaryota, Metazoa, Cnidaria, Anthozoa, Scleractinia, Poritidae.
AUGAGAGAUCUUCCAGACAAGUUAAACCCUUGGAGUGACGUCCAGCUUCCUGUUGACAUUCUUUUGUUGACAGUAGAAGACUGCGAGUUUUUAGCCUGUUAUGCUUUCUUGAAAAAUUCUUUUAAAAGUUAUGACCAGAAUCUGGGAUUCGUGUACUUUGGGACCAUGGGUGAAACUGGAGAAGAGGCACUGAAAGUUGCUUUAAUGAAAUGUUAUAAAGGUUCUUCUGGUCCAGGUGGCUCUCAAAAUGUUAUUAAAAAUGCCGUGAUGCAACUGAGACCCAAGGCUGCUUUUUUGGUUGGCAGCUGCCAGGGUAUAAACCCAGAACACACCAAACGAGGAGAUGUAGUGGUAUCCUCUAAACUUUCAACUGAACAAUUCGCAACUCCAGUAAGAAGAAAUAUUGGCAACCUUAUCUUGUUUUCAGCUGGAGGCUGGAAUCCACCAUUAAAAGAUCCAGUGGGUGAAAAAACAGUACAGGUACACCGUGACAGUGACAUAUUCAGUGGUAGUCCAUUUAUCACCAAACAACGCCAUAUGUCUCAAUCUCGCGUGAUUGCAGUUGAAACAGAAGGGGAAGGUAAGAUUAUAUACAUAUUUUACUAUUACAACAAUUUGAUGUAGCAUUUAAUUUGAGGUCUAGAGCAGAACUCUAAAUAAAUUGUCCUUUUCGACAACUGAGCUUAUAUGACCAUGGAAAAUCACAGUACUUUAUUGGUUUGUUGACUACGGUUGGCAAUUUUGUCAGAUCAAUUAUAGGGUGCAAACAAGUCUCUUAUGGUAUUAAUAAUUCAUACAUCAACCAAUAUGUGUUUACAUUAAAAUAUUUUGGAGAAGUACUAGUUCACAAGUUAAAUAUUUUGCAAGGGAACAUAAAUUAAGCUUAUUAAAACAAUAAAAUUUAGUCAUUACACUGUAGAGAAAAAUUUACAGUUUUGCUAGAUUCUUUCAUGUUGACAAAAAGGAUUGGAUCGACAAAGCUUUUAAUUAAGAGCCAAUUAGGCUGCAAAGAAUCAUCUUUUAUUGGUCUGUUUUUCUACUACUUACAGGACUGUUUGCUGCAGCUCAUGAUAUGAACAUUGAAUGGGUGAUUGUUAAAGGGAUAUCACAUUUUUCUGAUGAUAGCAACACUUCUGAUGACUCCUGGAAGUCAUUUGCUUCCAUCAUGGCAGCUUCUGUUAUGUCCAACAUGUUAAAUAAUCCAGUUAUUUUUAAAGAAUGGCCUCACUAUGAAGGUAAAUUGUGACAUCCCUGUUCUAAUGAGUGAUAAUGAAUAAAUUAUUAAUAGUGAUGAAUUUUCUGUUCAGAUAAUUAUUUUUAUGUCAGCUGGUUCAAUAUUAUCCUUGAAAAUGACGGCCUGCAAAUAUCAGUAGAUGGAGUGUGUGACUUUCCACCAAAAGCAUACUGCAUAAGUUUUGUUGAGUUCAUUAAAUAACGAGAAUAAACACCUCCUAUCUAUUAAAUGCCCCUAAUGGUUCAAGUUUUUCUCUGUUUGAAACUCAAAUACAUACAUUAAUAUUAAAAUACCAAAUAACAAAGGCCAAAAGUAAAAUUUGUUUUGAGGUGUUUUCAAAUUUAUAACACUUUUUUUCUUCACAGACUUGACAGCAAAGAAUCAGCCAGGCAAACAGAUGCCAGGUACUAUUCCAUCAAUGUAAUAACACUAUAAAUCCAGGAGUUUUUCCAGAUUAAAUGAUUGAACACUGGUUUCACUAAUAUAAACAUUAAUAUCUUUUAAUGUUCUUUGUCACAUCUGAGCCCUCUUGCACUUUUUUUAUUUACAAAUAAUAUGGCAAUAAGACAGGUCUUUGCCAAGAGAGCAGUCUCUUUUUGUCUGAUAUUUAAUCCCUUCCCCCCCCCACCCCUCAAAAAAAAAUUUGCUGACAAAUGCCGUUUGAAAAAGGCCGCUUUAGGGUCAGUAUCUGGCCAAAAAGAACCAAAACUGCCCAAAAUACUGUAUUUCCUCGAAUAACAGCCGGGGCAAUUAUUUCUUUUUUUGCCUCAAAAGGGGGUUAUUAUUCGAGGGAGGCGAUUAUUUCAAAUAUUGCUCACUGGAAGUCGUCCCCUAAAUAUUUUGUUUUAUUAUCCCAUUAAAACAAAAAAUUAUCACAUCCAAAUAAACUGAAUAUGACCGGCUUUUUAAGUGUUCCAAAUUUGGUUCAUUGAUUGUAAUUUUCAGAGCUUGAAUCAUCACUGAUCAGUUUUGCUGGAUCACUGAUUCCACUUCAACUUGACAGGAAGGGGAUAAAAGAAAGUGAAGAUGGGAAGAGGGGUGGGGAGGGGGGUGAUUAUUCCAGGGAGGUGUUUUUUUUAAAUAUUUCCAUCAAAGGGGGGCGAUUAUUCGAGGGACAGCUAUUAUUCAAGGAUAUAUGGUACUUUAAAUUGAACACCAUGCUGCCUUUGGUUCCUUAUGCUAAUAAAUGUCAGUUUUGUUUUGAAAAGUGACACAAACCACUCAACUUUUCCCUUUUCGCUUCCUUGCCCCAUGUUUUCCCUUAAUGUUGGACAUAAACUAAGGCUUCAUUUUGGUGAGACAGACAUUGUUUUAAGUGAAACAAGAUUCCCUUAUCUUCUCGAAAACCUUCUCGACUUUGUUUCAGUUGUCUUUGAGUUAUGUGUAAAGGCCUCUAUUAAUUUAGGAAUUGCCCAGUUUAAUUGAAAGUGAUGUGAGGAAGGGGGUCCACUCCCAAACUUUCCGCUGGUAUAGUAUAUUCUAUUGUCAUCCACCAAACCCCACUAAAAAGAUUAUAAAAGGAACGAUCACUAAGACUUGCUUGCUGAUUGAAAUCCACUGGACAAUAUCAAAUGAUCACUGGGUCAUUCCUGGUGCUGUUUCCUUUCAUUAAUUUGUACUAUUUUAUUCAUGAUAUUUCUGCAAAUUAACUGUCCACCCCUCUUGUAAAAAAAUAUAUAGUUAUUAAAAAAUUCUUCUUGGAAAUGAUAAAAAAUUCUUGAUAAUAGAUUCUGUAUGCCUUGAGGANGAGACAGACAUUGUUUUAAGUGAAACAAGAUUCCCUUAUCUUCUCGAAAACCUUCUCGACUUUGUUUCAGUUGUCUUUGAGUUAUGUGUAAAGGCCUCUAUUAAUUUAGGAAUUGCCCAGUUUAAUUGAAAGUGAUGUGAGGAAGGGGGUCCACUCCCAAACUUUCCGCUGGUAUAGUAUAUUCUAUUGUCAUCCACCAAACCCCACUAAAAAGAUUAUAAAAGGAACGAUCACUAAGACUUGCUUGCUGAUUGAAAUCCACUGGACAAUAUCAAAUGAUCACUGGGUCAUUCCUGGUGCUGUUUCCUUUCAUUAAUUUGUACUAUUUUAUUCAUGAUAUUUCUGCAAAUUAACUGUCCACCCCUCUUGUAAAAAAAUAUAUAGUUAUUAAAAAAUUCUUCUUGGAAAUGAUAAAAAAUUCUUGAUAAUAGAUUCUGUAUGCCUUGAGGAGUGCCAGAAACAGCUGCAAUCACUUUAUGAAACCAGUAGUAAAGUCAGAAUCAUUCCAUGGGACCAGAACUCUGCUGUUGAUAUUGACAAGGUCUACACAGACUUGUCUUGGGUCAUGGAUGACAGGACACCCAGGGGAGUGAUACAAGAAGAGCUUGACCACUACACUGAGAUUUUUGCUCACAGAGAACCUCGUCGUGCACCCAAGCGAAUUUUGGUUUAUGGACAACCAGGUAAGUGAGCUAAUGAAGUAAAAAAUUUAAUUGUCUUAAUUUAACUCACAGAGGAUAAAAGUACAUGCAAAAGUCACAUACAAUAACAGUAACACAGAAACCAUUGGUCCACUUGCAUUAAGUUAAUCGACACAAGGUGUUAGCAAAUGCAUUGUAUCAGCUAGUGAUGUGCGGGUUUCUUGAGUGUUUUGCUGACAUAUUGUACAUUCCAAGUGGGGUAGAUUGUUACCAUGCAUGCUGUCAAACCAAAUGAAAUGUUUGGUCUGUUGCUGUUAUAAAUAAAAUAAAAGUUAAAAAACAAAGUUUUUCUGUUAAUCAGUCUGAUAAUAAACAAUAUAUUUAUUGGCUUUACAGCAAUCAUGACAUACACUCUAGGCUCCAAUAGUGUCGUAAUAAUGGUUAAAAUAUUGUGACUCAAUUUUAUCUAAAAUUCAAGUUUAUUAUAUAGAUACUGAUGAAAAACCAGGAUUUUUCCUUUUACUGAAAAAAUCAUAUCUUCAUCACCUGCAGUGAAGAUAUUAUUUUUAUCUUUCAUGUGUGAGGAUAUUGGUGUCGCCAUGGUUACUAACAUUAAUUUUGACUUUUUGGAACAUAAAGUAUAAGUAUUAUUGUCUUUAUUUCUCCUUUAUAACUUUAUAUCCGAGUUUCAUAACAUUUUUGUGACAGGCAUUUUGCAAUAGGUGAGCUCUUUAAUUGCACUAUAUUUUGCUGUUUCGAAAAUGAAUAAAAAAAAGGUUUUGUUUUAUGUAGGAAUUUCAUCAGUGUAAUAAUCUAUAACAUAAACAGAACAUUACAUGGCCACUGAGGAUACGAUAUUUCGCUCACUCGUGGGAGAUACUUUCAGCACUCGAAGACAAAAUUCGUAUCCCCGCAUGGCCAUGUAAUAUCCUCUAUUUAUUUAAUGCCGAGGGCUAAAAGAAUAAAACUAAAACGAAAUCUUCCAAGGAUAAAAUCGCACCAAAUUAAAGCUUCGCCACAAUCGACUGAUGACUGGCAGUUUGGCCCAGUUGGUUGAAGGCUGAUCAGCGGUUGCAACCUGGGCUUAAAUUUUAUCUGAAGGAUCUGGAUCUGCACGGGGGGGUGACAACUCUAACAAAGGCUGUUUGGGCAGUCCUAUGAAUAACUUUAUGUCCUCCCAGAAAUUUCGUCGACCCUCCCGAAUUUUUCGGUGGCAUUCCCCAUAAAUGUUUAACUUCCCAAAAUUGUUUUAACAAUUAAAAUUAAAAUUUUGAUUAGAGAUUUUUGCAGCUUCUUGUUAAUCAUGUAACUUGUUAAUUAUCUAACCGUGGUUAUUUUUUCGUUUAGAGGGUAUCAUGUUAACACAGAAAGACUGUCAAACUUUUUAAGUAUAUAAAAUCGUGGUUUUUUUGUUUUUAAAUCACCGAUGAAUCAGGCGAGCAGUGAAGGGGCCAACCACUAGGGGGGUCUGGGGGCAUGGUCCCCCAGAAAAUUUUGAAAUCUUGGUGCUCUGAAACGCUAUUUCUAGUGUUCUGAGAGGACAAAUUCUGUUCAAAAUGUUCUCUAAAUCAAUUGUCCUUUUUAUGCUUAUUUUUAUUGGCGUGGCUUCACGUAGAAGUAGUCAAUUUUAUUUUAUACAAGUUGUACGGUUUUUGAAAUUGCUCUGGAUAUCACUUUCAGCUAAGUAUACUCUGUGUGGUGUCAUUGUCAUUGAAAAUUUCAGAACAACUGUCGAAAUCUGAAAUUUUCCUAUCCCAAACGCAUAUUGAUCGGGAUUCAGGACAGUUUUCGAGCAAAAUUGGAAGGACCCCGACGAGAUCAGGAUGAUUAAAGAGUCUUCACAGAAAUACUACUUUUUAUGGCCUCAUUUGUGUUUAACAAGGUUAAAUGAGUUUCGUUUUUUUCUUACAUACUUCUUACGUACUUCUUUCAAGUUUUCCAGUAUGCAAUCAGUGGAAUGCGCUCUUAAAACUCGUUAACGUGCAGCGUAAAAAUACCCCUGAACUAUCUGGUGUGAACUGAUAGUAUGUGCCUUGCACCGGUACAGUUCUUGUGUCAAUCCGCUGGGGAUUGCACGUGGUCAAUCGCACUUGAACUUCAUGCUAUGUUAAUUGGAAAUAUUGCUGAUUGGUCAUUUCAUAUCAUGGGAAGUUCAGCCGUUUUCAAGUGUCAAAAUACAUAGAAUACAGCGCAUACGCUGGGUGCAUAUCACUGUAUAUAUAUUGUUUGAUAGCAUGUAAUAUCAAAUCUUUGCUCAAUGUCCCGAAAAUAUCUCAUAUUUCCCGAAAAAUUUCCCAGGUUUCCCGAUUCCCGGCAAAAUCUCCAGAUUCCCGGAAUAAAUUUGUUUUUCUCCCGAAACAGCCCUUGUUAGAGCUGUCACCCCCCGUGAUCUGCCACUGUUAACCUGGGUUUCUUUUUGUUUUUAAUCAUCAAAAGCAUUUUCUUGGAGUUUUCUCUACUCUUUUUAGAUUAUCUAAUCAUCAAUUUUUAGACAAAAAGAAUUAAACUGAAAUUUGGGUUUUACCCUUUUAUAUCUGAAUUCAAAUUUUGCACUAACCCUGGGUUACCUUAACCCAGCCUUGAACAACUGGGCCCUAAAUAGUCUGGGUAUUUCACAGUUUUGCGAAGGAUUUAUUUCCAUUGUCUUUAUCAUGAAUAAUUUUGAAUAUUAAAUGAGAUACCAUUUUUGAUGAAUGUAACCCUAGUCUCUAAGCAAAGGUAAGAAUUCCAAAAUGCCCCCUUAAAGGCAGGGAAACAUCAAUUACCCAUAUCUUGCUCACUUUGCAUAUGAUAUAAAAAGUUUAAACAUAAUUCCGUUAAAAAAUUAAUAGAAUAAAUAAUUUCUCUUUAAGUUUUAUGAAAAUAAUCAAUGCACAUUUCAAUAUUUUAGAUUCCUCUUCACGUGACUUCACAUGAUAAAAGUAAAACAAAUCUUUUGACGACUUACUGACAGUUUGUUCAUAUUGUCACCUAGGUAUCGGCAAGACUGUUUUCACGAAGAAAGCAACUUUUGACUGGUCCCAGCAGAGAUAUUCAGAUACUUUAGGAGCAUUUGAUCUUGUUCUUCUGGUGAGAUUACGUGACGUUAGUAAUCUCCAAGAUGUUCCGUCCAUUCUGAGGGCUUGUGAAGUGCUGGAUAGUAAUGGUGCAAUUUCCGUACACAACCUGUAUGAUUACGUUUGUCGCCAUCAAGAAAAAGUCUUGCUUAUCUUGGACGGCUACGAUGAGUAUGUUUACAAUUCAAAAAACGAGUCGCCUGUGUUCAAAAUCUGGAAAAAAAGCCAAUUAAGAGAUUGUUGUGUUGUAAUUACUUCAAGGGAAAUGAAAGCUGAGACGUUGACAAAUUUUAGCGAUGCUCAAUUCAAAAUUGACGGCUUUAAUUAUCAGCGCCAAGAAGAGUUUGCUCGUAGAUUUUUGAAAGAUGAUAAAGAUAUUGAAGAGUUUUUUAUGUACUUAUGGCAGCACAACCUAAGUGAACUAGCACAAAUUCCCCUACUGCUCUUAAUGUUAUGCUUGCUCUGGACGAAAACAACACGCGAAGAACUACCAAAGGAACGCGCACACAUCUUCUCCCAGUUCAUGACGACCAUGUUUGAUCACAUGUGUGAAAAAAAGUCUGCUGAAUCGGUUUCUGCCAAAGAUUACUCAGAUGAAUUAUACGCAUUAGGACGCUUGGCCUUUGAAGCCCUUUUGCAAGGCCAGCUUUAUUUCCCUGUUAGUCAGUUACCUGCCGGCUACAGUUUGAUCGAGAGGCUGAUUGAAGUCGGUCUUUUUCAGGUUUUAAAUAUGGCGAGUUUGAAUCGUGAAAAAGGCGUGUACUUUAUUCACAAAUCCGUCCAAGAAUACCUGGCCGGGAAUUUCCUAAAAGAAGAGCUGACAUCUAGAAAGGCUGAAAGUACAAAUUCCCUUUUAAAGUUGGAAUCAGUUGAAAAGAUCCGAGAGAUGUUUGAAGUUUUACAAUUUGCUGCUCAGUUGUCAGAAGAAGCCGCGCGCGAGAUUGUGAUUCACCUUGGAAUGAAGAGCGGACUGAAAGAGUUCAAAUUUGAUAACGAAACACCGUCACAGUGGGACUUGUCAGAAGAACAAAGAGAUUUUAUUAAUCUUUGUAAUGUUUUUUUUUUCAACUUCUCAGCAGAGAUAAGAAAAAACCUCUUUCCUACAUUUCUUUCCUCUUUAGGAGGAGUUCUUGUAAUUGAUAAAGAGCAGCUAAAUAUUAUCGUACAGGAAAAAUUAGUUCAAACUACCGAAACACCCAACUACGUUUUUUUUAAUUAUAAAACGUAUACAGAGCAGGACUAUAGUAAUUUAAUCAUUUUAACACAACAAUUAAACGCAGUUAUUGUUAGCUCUGCAGGAGAAAAGAAAGCAUCAGAAAUUUUAAGCAACUUAACAUGGCGUAGGAUUGAUGAAUUUUUUUUAAAGAAAGAAGAAAACAAAGCUCACCUUUAUUUAGAUAAAAUUGAUAAAAAUGAACGUAGAAAGAUUCCUUUUCCUUGUGAUAUAAUAAAGGCGCUAAUAAGUAAACAAGAGACAACAAAGAAGACAAACAUGAAUGGUGAUGAGUCAAGUGAAGAGAGCAGCAGCAGCUGUUGUUCAAAGCGUCAUGGUCUCUCCAGGGUUUGGAGGAUUCAAGCUUAUGAUGUGAACAGGUCAGAAGUGGAACAGAUGAGUGAGAUCAUGCCGUUUGUUACCGCUCCACAAUGGAUAUAUGUUUGGGGUGAAGACGGUGAAAUGUUUGAUGCUGAGGUAACAGAGUCUCUGCUGAGGAGGAUCCCAACAACACACAAACUGAAGGAAUUAACACUCUGUGAUAUCAAUGUAACAUCAUCACCUGCUGUGGAGUUUAUCAACAAUUUAUUUGUAAAAGCACCAAACUUGGAGUGGCUCAGCAUGUCAUGGAAUCCUCUUCUGGGUGCAGGAGUAGACAGCUUGAUUAAACAUCUCAGCUGCGCUCCUCACCUGAAGGAACUGGGGCUUUUAGGAGUGAAGAUGACUCCACAGCAGGUGAUGGAUCUGACAUCAGCCAUCAAGCAGCACGGAAACAUCACUAGACUGCUGUCAUCCUACCACGUAAGUUUUCCAAUUUUAUCGCAAUUUGUUUCUUUAUUCUUUGUUUACAGUUUAUUUCUACUCAGCUCUUGCCUUUCACCAUUUUCCUUUCUUUGUCAUUUUUAUACUCGACAAAACACGAGAUUUACUUUUGAAAACAAAUAACAAACUUUAGCAGAUUCAAAGUAUCAUUUCAAAUUCAUUACUUUCAAUUGAUUAAACUAAAUCCAAAAAAAACGUUUCAACCGAGAACAAGUAAAUUAAUCUAAAGGUGUUUUCACUUUGCAAACUAAUGGAUCAGCGAGCAGAUAUGAAAUUUCUCUUCGAGUCUGGUUCAACUCGAUAUGAGCUCACUUAACAAACUUGUGAUAUAUGUAUUAACACAAAAAUUCCAUAGUAUUAAUUUCUCAAUCAAUUUUAAUUCAUUACUUUUCAUAAAAUGAUGAAUAACAAGCAUAAAAUCAAAAUAUGUUCAGUUCAUGUUCAAUUCAAACAAACAAAAUUUGCAAAAAUCAAGAGAAAAAAGGUUAACCACUUACAGUUUCACUUUUAUCGCUAACGUUUUCGUAAAGUUUCUUUGAGAGUCCAAAAAACGAAGAAGUCUUUUUAGAGCUGUCCUUUUGUUUGAAUGUCCCUUGCGUUUCGGUAAAUGCUUGUCCUCCCGUAAAUAACCUCACUGUUGCGUAGUUUUUGGAGAUAGCGUUCCACAAAAAAUAUAAUUCCUCUGAGACACUUUGGUUGAAAUUUAACACCAUACAUUUAAUCAUAGGUAAAGCACUCCUCUAUGGUACAAGCUGCCUAUUUUUGUCGAUUACUUGUUUUCCAGUUUUACGACGAACACAACAAAUCCUGCGUCACUUCGUGCCUUGUAUGAAUGAGUUGAAGUUCAUAAAUGUGGUUCCCUUUAGCUUGCACAAAUCCUUUGACAAAUUCCUGAGUACACAAGACGAAUUUUUCUCUUAACUGGCAUUUUACGGUGUUUUCUCAUUCUUUUUGUGUCCAUCUUGAGUAUUUUUGCGUUGAAAGUUUUCUUUGAUGAGCAAACUCAACUGAAGUGAAAAACAAACUACAAAAUCAACAAACUGUCAUUCAAAGUGGCGUGAGAGAAGGCUUGUGACGUGGCGACAGCUGAUUGGUUAUAUAACUAUCCACGUGGUAGAAUUUUCCCGCCUUUAGUUUGGCAGCGCAGCAAGCGUUUCUUCAGACGAGACGCAGGUUUUCUGCGCCUCCCCUCCCAACCCCCACUAAGGAAAAACCGAUCUGUGAGAAUUUUAUCAGACCAAGAGUUAAUAGAAGAAAGGGCUCCAAGGUUUCAAUAAUUCGCACAUUUUUAGAGUAUAUUAUUUGCUUUUGUUGUUUUGAAAGUCUUGCAUGCAAAUUUUAGGGAUUGAAAAGUAGAAUGUGGUCUUUAAGCUGCGAGCACCUUUAGAGGUGCGUCCAAGAAGUCAGAUGUAUUUUUGUUGGUUUUGUCGUUUCCCCCUCUUUUUCGUAUUUUUAACUCCUUUUUUCGACAGAACUUUAGUUCUUGAGGCCGUUGCUUUUUCUGUAUGUAGGUAAUUUCUAAUCACUAUUAAACGGCACAAAAAUUCGGAAAUUUGGGGUUGACAAGGAAAAAUCAGGAACUUCUCACGCAGCAACCUAAAGACUGGUUUACACUAGCGACGGAGUCGGAGUUGGAGUCGUAAGAUUGCUUAUGACCUAGUGAAAAUCAAAAAUCGGAGUCGUAAGCGCAGUAACCUGAGAUCAGGCUCUGUUUUCCUUUCGCUUUGAAAAUUACAUUCGGGCGGGCAAGGCGAUUUUUUUAGCGGUAGCCGUUAGAGAGAAUGCAUGAGAACCGCUAAAAUUGGGCCUGAUCUCAGGUUAUAAGAGGCGUCAUAAGCGCGCCGGAAUCGGAGUCAGAAGAAUUAGAACGUUUCCAUUUCUUCCGACUCCGCUUACGUUCCGCUUAUGAUCUAGUGAAAACCAGAUUGUCAGAAUCGAAAGCAGAAGCAGAAGGAUAAACUAAUCCCGAUGCACGUUCUCACGCUUUGUGAUUUGUUUGGUUCUUCCGCUUCUGCUUCCGACUCUGACAAUCUGGUUUUCACUAGAUCAUAAGCGGAACUUAAGCGGAAUCGAACGCUAUUUUCACUAGAUCAUAAGCUCUACGCUUUUGUUUACGACUCCGACUCCGACUCUGCCGCUAGUGAAAAGCAGCCUUAAUUUUUUGACACUCACAAGAAAGUGUUUUAGCGCAGCGGUACUCGCAAGACCAUUCAGGACGAAAUUACUGUUUAGGGCAUGCGGAUUUUUAAACUUUGAACUUAUAAAGGUCUCGGAACAGAUUGCAAAAUGACUAAAAUCUCUUGUUUAGUCCUAAAUAUAACUAAAUUAAAGAAGAAAAACGUCUUUAUCGCAGGCAGAAAUUUCUAUAGUACUACUUUGACUAUGUGUUUUAGAAGUGGCCUCUUUUCGGGGUGGAAAAUCAGCUUGAGCUUUACUCAGAUUGGUCCUAAAGUUCCAAGAGCGAUCAACAUGAAUUUUCUCUUAACAAUAUCAAAACAUUAUCAAAAGAAAAGGUUAGGAGAAGUUUUAAAAUAAUGAACAAAGGAGAAGUACUUUGAUCUUUUAUCAAGUUCUUUCAACUAAUUCUAUAAGGCAAUGUAUGGACACCAUAGUGGAGAAUUUGUAUUUGGAUAUUGGGGCCUAAAGGGUUAAGGGUAAAAUUUUAGUUGUCCGAUGAGCAUAUAUGACACGCCCCCUUCACAUAGUAGUCAACCCCUGGGGUUAUUUUUACCCUUUAAUUGCGUAUCACUUAAAGAAAGGUUUUAAAAUCUAGACUACAGUUUCGAUCUUUUAAACGUUGGUUUAAAGGUUGAAUGGUGCUAGUGUCAUUUUUUGAUUUGUUGUAGGAUUUUAAAGGGAAUCCCAAGCCUGAACGUGAAUGGCCAUCAGAAGGCUAUUGGAAUAUGUAUUACCCCAGUCUCUUUUCUCACGCAUCAAAUGAAUCACAGCCGCAAAGGCAACAGGUUGGUCAUCAACUUUGGCAAAAGAAAAUAGAGUAUAAUAUUUCCUGAGUUUGGUUAUUUCUUGGGAAAAAAAACUGAAAAAAAAACAUUGCGUUUAAAAAAAAGUAUGGUUUUUUCUUCAGCUUUUCAGGAGUUCACUUAUUAUAAACUGAAACUGAGGGAACAGGAAAUGUGUUUUGUAUCAUAGUAGUUUCAGGCUGUUUUUUUUUUCUAAUCGCGAUUUCUUAAAACUGAGACAAAUCAAAAUCGUGCAGUUGAAUAUAAGUCUUACUAAGAGUAAGAAGUUAUUUCUGUGGUCUUGGGCUCUUAGCUCACUUCUUUUAAGAAGUGAGUUAAGUCAUACCGAAACCGACGGUUCUCUUAUAAAGAUGGCUUUUAGUUGUGGAAGUUACUGUCCGAACAAUAUUGCAACGGACUGCAAUCCGUUUCGGAAACUUGGGCUCUGGUUUUGGAAACGACCUGAAGUUUGCUUCGUACGUUUUUUACCGUUCGGAAAGUCGAUUUAAUCGUGCACUUUGAAGAAACUUGCUGAUUUUCGUACGUGAAGUUUUAUACAAACCGAAAGAAAAUGUGGAUCUUUGAGAUUUUUAUUGACUGGCAAAUUUCACCGCUGUAGUGGAGCAUUUUUACGCAUUUUAAGCAAACAUGGAGCUUGAGGCUUGGAUCAAACCAGUCAACAGUAGACUGAGGUUCUUUCUUUGUAUAGUGUUAUUUUCAUUACUAACAGAAGCUGAGUUUCUUUUUGCUCAAUCAUCUUAAUUAUUGGCUAAUUAACUCUUAGCCGUUCAGAUAGUGGAAAGUGUCACUCUCCACUAUUAGAUCUGAAUGCCUGGAACAGGCUCAUCAACUAUUGUUUUCUUUUACCACUCACACAGUUUCCGGCAGCGACUUGCCUCGGUAUUCACGACUCACCAUUCUUCGCUCGCGAACAAGACACCGUGGGAACAUUUCCAGCGCCUCCUGAUCCUACUGGUGAGGUUUUUUGUCCCUUAGCCCUCCCCCUUCCCCCAUAGUUUCUUGCCUUGCUAAUCACAGAUGUAACAAAACCUAGGAGGAGAAAUCUGCUUGGAGACCAUGAGUGUGACACCUGUCGCGUUUACACUGUACCUUUAUGUAAACCUGUGGGAUUUAAUUUUAAUUUUUUUUUCUCUAGGAGCUCCCAUUCCUACGUCGCAUUUCUCCAGCCGCAGCCUGGCACCCUUCAGUGAACAUCCUCACCGUUACAGAGUGUUGGAAUCACCAUUGCUGUCAUGGCAACCGCGAAGUACAUUUCCAGGAUACCCAUAUCCCCGCAGUUCUGGCAUUUCUACAGUUGCUCUCCCUUCUGUUCACUCUGGGUAUCUUCCCGUGCGUGGAAUGCAGGAUCCGCCACAACAGAGAGUUCAGCCCCAAAAUACAAUGCCGUGUGAUUUAAAUCUCGAAGGUUCCGCAGUCACUUACCCGCAAGAAAUCCCGACAUUUGUUCCCCCACAUGGAAUGCAAGGAGCGCGUCUUCAUGGAUUGCAACCACAAAUUACGAUGUCAGAUGAUUCAUAUCUCAUUGGUCCUGGCGUAUCAACCCAUACCCAUUCGACAGUUAAUUUGGAAAGUCUCCUCCCUCAUGAAACGCUGAGAUCCCCGCAGUAUGGAUUUCAUUCGCAAAGUGCAAGUCCAAGUUAUCCGCAUCUUCAAUUUAGUGGUCCUGUUACGUCUUCCGUGAUACACACGCCAGUAAUCCCCGGAAACCGCAUGAGAGCCCCACUGCUGACAUCGCAGCCACAAAGUACAAGUUCAGGUGAUCCUUAUCUUAGUGGUCGUGUCACGCCUUCAGUCACGCACCCGCAAGUAAUCCCCGGAUAUUCCUACCCGUAUGGAAACCGCAUGAGAACCCAACUGCUGGCACCGCAACCGCAAAGUGCAAGUUCAGGUGGUCUACAUCUCAGUGGUCCUGUUACGUCUUCAGUCACGCACCCGGCAGUAAACCCCGGAUAUUCUUACCCGUACGGAAACGACAUGAGAGCCCCACUGCAGGCACCGCAGUCGCAAAGUGCAAGUCCAGGUGAUUCGUUUAUUAGUGGUCCCAUUACGGCUUCAGUCACGCACCUGCCAGUAAUUCCCGGUUUUCUUUCUCCGCACGGAAUACUAAGUUCGCCACUGCCUGGUAUGCAGGGAGGAAGUUCAGAAGUUCAACACGAACAAAAUCCUGCGACUGAAUCUGCUACUAGGCCCAGUCAAUAA